Messenger RNA from Rhineura floridana, 1637 nucleotides. RefSeq names its product tRNA methyltransferase 10C, mitochondrial RNase P subunit (gene TRMT10C). NCBI's taxonomy places the organism in Eukaryota, Metazoa, Chordata, Lepidosauria, Squamata, Rhineuridae. The record is from RefSeq and is a predicted model, not a curated record. Gene Ontology annotation, biological process: mitochondrial tRNA 5'-end processing; positive regulation of mitochondrial translation. Gene Ontology annotation, cellular component: mitochondrion; nucleus; nucleoplasm. The transcript is spliced from 3 exons. The coding region runs from base 270 to 1571 and encodes 433 amino acids. Gene Ontology annotation, molecular function: tRNA binding.
GCCAAUCAGUUAGCUACUGCCUAGCUCCUUCCGCGCUCUCACUUGGCAGAACCAUUGAGGAGAGUCGUAGUUCUGAAAGUAUCUGCACAUCCGUUUCCGGCGGGAAGGUGAUUGGAGUCUGACCCGGAAUGUGUAGUGUAGUGAAGCGUGCGUCUUCAGUUGUUGAGAACCUGUGGGCUUCAAAGGGAUGUAAAUACACACAAAAAUUCUCAAGUAAAUGAAUACUUAACAAAAACAAAAGAUAACAGUUCGGCGUCUCAUUUCCAAAUAUGAACAUUUUUAAUAUGCGUCUGUUGAGUACUACUAGAAGAUGUAUCUUCCAAUUAGCAGUACCAGGUGGGACAAAACGGGGGUUAUUAUUAAUAAUGCCCAACAAAGUCAUUACUUGUAGAACACUGGUUUUGUCUACUUUGUUGAACAAGGAUUCUUCCCCAAGUGCCACUGAGAAACUAGAUUUGGAUGGAUGGAAACAUGUCGUGCGAUCUGCAUUGCGUGAAGAAGCCAAUGAAAGAACAUCAGAGAGUGAAGAAGAUUCUAACUUAGCAGCUACUAGGGAACUUAUUGAGAUGUGGAGGCUUUCAGGUAAAAUGGUUCCAGAAAAUAUCAGCGAAGAGCAGUUUAAGAUUCUAAUGGAAUAUCCCACCAAGAGUUCCAAAAGGAAGUACUUAAAAUUCUUGGCUCUAAAAGAAUUUGCGAAGAAAGCCAGAAAAGAAAAGCAGGAAAAACAAAAGGAGGCAAACAGGGAACUGAUAUUGAAAGCUAAGGAAAAUUAUGAUGGUGAGCUAAAAAAUACAUUUCUUAUUAGGUUUUGGUCUAAGUCAGAGGAUGCAGUGUACAACUGGAGAGCUGCUCAGUCUAUGAUCUUUGGUCAGCCUCUGGUAUUUGACAUGGACUAUGAAAAUUAUAUGUCACGUAGAGAAAUGGACAAUGCAGUGAAACAGCUGAUGGAAUCUGAAGGGGCCAAUCGUAGAGCUUUGGACCCAUUUCACUUGUAUUAUUGUAAUCUCAAAACUGAUGGUCCAUAUUACAAAGAAUUUAUCAAACGUUAUGGAGAAGCAUGGGACAAGUUGUUUGUGACAACGACAGAAAAGGCUCAUGUUGAAAUCUUUCCAAGAGAUCAGCUUGUCUACUUAACUGCUGAUUCUCCCAAUAUAAUGAAAACAUUUGAGCAUGAUAAAAUCUAUAUCAUUGGAUCUUUAGUUGAUAAAUCAUUACAGACUGGACUCUCACUUGCUCGUGCAAAGCAGCUGGACUUGACAACAGCCCGACUUCCUUUGGACAAGCACUUGCAGUGGGGGGAAGGUGGCAAAAAUCUCACUUUGGAUCAAAUGCUGCGUAUCUUAUUAACUCUGAAAGAUACGGGAAAUUGGAAGGAUGCUCUACAAUUUGUUCCACGCAGAAAACAUGAAGGCUUUGUAGAAACUUCUUCCUGGUCAAAGCAUCAAAUUGACACAUGGAAGAAAACAAAGAUGAAUGAAAUAGUGGCUGAGCAAGAAAAGGCACGCAAGCGAUUUGCAGAAAAAGUCUCCAGGGUGCAACUGCAAAAAAAAUGGUGGGAAGAUGCAUCUUAAUAGCUUCUUAGUCACCCAGUGUAUGACUAAUUGCAAAAUUUGAAUUAAAUCAAAAUUUAGUCUUAA